Molecule: messenger RNA, 1807 nt
Organism: Carassius gibelio (silver crucian carp)
Lineage: Eukaryota; Metazoa; Chordata; Actinopteri; Cypriniformes; Cyprinidae
Product: post-GPI attachment to proteins factor 2
Exons: 5
Coding region: 195-959 (254 amino acids)
Biological process (GO): GPI anchor biosynthetic process
Cellular component (GO): Golgi membrane; endoplasmic reticulum membrane
Source: RefSeq, a predicted model, not a curated record
AAACGGAACCGGAAGUGUUCGCGAGCUGUAGUCACACAUCCAGAAUAGCAGUCGGAGAAUCUAGAGUUUUAACAACAUUUUGGCCGAGUAGAGUUACUAAUGACUUAAUUAUUACAUCGGCGCACUUGCAGUGGGCUGCGUGUCGUCGGUCUGGAUCUGUUGGCACAUCCGGAGCUGUAAUUAGUUGAGGGAAGAUGCAACAGGUCCCGUACGGAUCUGUGGAUCGAGACAAGCCUCUCAUCCGUGUGCCUUUCACCCGGUUAGCGGUGAUCACGGUGUGCCUGCCUCUGCUCGGCCUCAUCGCCUGCAUCGUGCUGGCUGUCCUCUACCACUACAAUGAUGCGACCUACACACACUGCCAGGUUCCUAACUACCUCCCAUCCAUCAGCGCGGCCAUUAGUCUGACACCAGAGCGCUACAUCUGGCGUUUCAGCAUCGGCCUGCAUUCUGCCCCGCGCUUCCUGGUGGCAGCCGCAUAUUUGAGCUUUUACCACGGACGCUUUUCCAAGAGGUUGAUGGAGCAGCUUUUGAGUGGCCUCACAUUCCUCUUAGCUUUAAGUGAAAAUAUAGGACUGCUUCUGCUCACCUACGUCUCCUCCAAUGAGACCUACAGUGUCCAUAAGAGCGGCUUCAUCUUGUUUAUCGGCAGCUCCCUGGUCCACAUGUUGUGCACCUGCAAGCUGUGGUCCUUGAUAGCGAAGUAUUCCCUCAGUUCAGAGGAGAUGAUGUCAUACCGCCAGAAGUUCCGCCUCUUCCUCUUCAACGGUUUCUUCUGUCUGUUGGCUGCCUACUUCUACAAGCGGCACAACACUUACUGUGAAGCAGGAAUUUACACGUUGUUUGCUCUGUGUGAGUAUCUGGUGGUGCUGUCCAACAUGGCCUUCCACAUGACUGCCUACUGGGACUUUGGAGGUAAGGAGGUGAUGGUUGCAACACCUCCAGAGGGAAAGCGCUUCUGACACAGGAAGUGAUUACUUGCAUCAUCUCCUUGAGACACUAGGGCUCUGCGGGCGGCACUCAUGCUGAUUCAGGGUCGACACUGAUCGAGCAAUGCAUGAAUGUGUAGAAAGAGACUGUUUACAUCUUGACACAUGGUUUUUUAACUCGCUUCAAAAAAUGACAGAUGUCGUUUCAAAGAUCAUCGUCAGUGGUGUGCUACAAUUUGAACCGUUCCAUUGUUUAUUCAGGUGGACUUGGAACGGCUGAUUAUGUCCUAGUCAAAUACAUUUUUUACUUAGUGUGUGCCAUGUCUGUCUCUUUCUAAUGGGUUUGUCAGGGUCAUACAUCGGUUUCACUCAAACUUUAAUAUAUGUGCUUAUUGUUUGUCCAUAUUUCCAAAUGUAACAGUAAUUGAAGUCUGAGGAGUGAUGAUGGAUUUGAUGAUGGUUUGCAGCUGCUGUGUCACAAGCUUCUACACACUGACUGCUGGUACUACUGAAAGACAUUGGCUUCAGCCACACCACACAUUUCUCUUUGUAAACGCUAAUGUAAAUCAUGUCAAAAGUCAUUCUAAACUGCCUUUUGCACAGCAUUUCUUGCGUACCUUCUAUAGGGGCUAGAGAGCAUUGUGAAGUUUGUACAUAUUUUAUAGUGCAGUUAUUGAUCAUGAACGACAUGGGCUCUUAGUGCACAAUUCAUUGCCAUUGGUUGAAUGUGAAAACUGCUACAGUGCAAUAUGACAUGUGACCCCUGUCAUAGAUCACCCGAGAUGUUGUCAACAUGACUGCAUAUAAUAAUGCUUUUUAUGAUGUACCAAAAAUACUGUUUUUAAAUCGGUGUCAAAAUAAAUAUUUGGAUGAAAAGUAAA